Molecule: messenger RNA, 1288 nt
Organism: Eublepharis macularius
Lineage: Eukaryota; Metazoa; Chordata; Lepidosauria; Squamata; Eublepharidae
Product: D-beta-hydroxybutyrate dehydrogenase, mitochondrial-like
Exons: 5
Coding region: 30-1082 (350 amino acids)
Molecular function (GO): oxidoreductase activity
Source: RefSeq, a predicted model, not a curated record
CCCUCGCCAGCGCUGCGCGGGCGAGAGCCAUGCCGGAGGGGCGGCCGCGGCGGCGGGGGGCGGCCCUGGCCGCGGCGCUGCUCGUGGCGGUGCUGCUGCUGCUGCUGCUGCCCGCGCUGCCCGCCGCCCUCCUGCUGGGCGCCCUGGCCGCGCCGCUGCUGCCCCUCCUCGCCCGCCGCCCGCCCCGCCUGGGCGCCCCCCUGCCCGCGGAGGGCAAGGCAGUGCUCGUCACAGGCUGCGACAAGGGAUUUGGCCAUGCCUUGGCCAAGCGCCUGCACGCCGAGGGGUUCACGGUCUUUGCGGGUUGUCUGCUCAAGGACAAAGGAGGUGAUGGGGCCAGGGAGCUCGAGGGCCUGGGACCAGAACGCAUGGAAGUCCUGCAGGUCAACGUGUGCAGCGACGAGGAGGUGGCUCGCGCUCUCGAAUUGGUGCAGAAGAACUUGCAGGGCCUGGAUAAAGGUCUGUGGGGCCUGGUGAAUAAUGCUGGCAUCGCCUCCUUUGGGGACGUGGAGUUCACCAGUCUCGAGAAGUACAAGGCCGUGGCUGAGAUCAACUUGUGGGGGACCGUCCGAGUGACAAAAGCUUUUCUGCCUCUAAUCCGCAGAGCCAGAGGCCGAGUCGUCAACGUGACUAGCAUGCUGGGGAGGAUGGCCAGUCCGCGGCGCUCCUCUUACUGCAUCUCCAAGUUUGGGGUGGAGGCCUUCACCGACUGCCUGAGGCAGGAGAUGUACCACUGGGGGGUCGCAGUCAUCGCCAUUGAGCCCGGCAACUUCAUUGCCGCCACAGGCAUCCUGACCCAGGAGGGUGUCGAGGCCCAGGCGGAGGAGAUGUGGCGCCAGGCUAGCGAGACGGUCCGGGCCGACUAUGGCGAGGCCUACUUUCUGCAGCAGGCCCAGCAGAUGAAGGCCUUCGUGAACAGUGGCUCGCGGGACAAGUCUCUGGUCCUCGAGGACAUCAGCACGGCCUUGACCUCCCGGCACCCCUACACCCGCUACAAUCCCAUGGGAUCCCAGUGGUGGGUCCGGCUGCAGGCCGUGGCCCACCUGCCUACUGCUCUGGCCGACUGGCUCUACAUUGACUAGCCCCCAGCAGUGGCCUGGGCUGUGCCACAGAAGCACACACACACACACGCCCCAUCCUCUGGGCAGGAUUUCCUCCUUGGACCUGCUCUUUGCCCUGAGAGGCAUGUUUAUCAGAAGUCUUUGCUGAUUGUUUGAACUGAUUUUUAUAUUUUGUAAUCCUCCUUGAUUCUCCGUGAAAAGGAAAUAAAUACAUUUUCAAAGGCUGA